ACAUUUUUGAUUUUUCAUAGUUUAUUUCUUCGCGAUAAUGUGUAAAUGAAGGGAAUUAUUCAGUUUUCUCUACUUUGAAUUACGCAACUAAACAUUGCCUAUAAAUUCUCAAAUCAAAAGUGCGUUAUAUAUAAGUUUGGCUUACACUCACAAAAAUGAAAAACCCUAUAGUAACGGUGAAGCAAGGACAGAUGAAAGGUACUGUGGAUGCCCUGUACAAUGGAGGCAGCUACUUGAGUUUCAAGGGUAUCCCUUAUGCUACACCCCCUAUAGGAGCACUUAGGUUUAAGGCUCCCCAACCACCAAAAGCAUGGUCUGGGAUCCAUGAUGCUUCACAACAUGGACCGAUAUGCCCUCAAGUUGACAUGCAGACUCUAGAGCUUCAAGCAGGAGAUGAGAACUGCCUCUUCCUAAAUGUAUACACUCCAUCACUCGAGUCUAAACUGCCUGUGAUGGUGUACUUCCACGGAGGUGGUUUCCUAUCCGGCUCGGGCAACAGUGAUAUGUACGGGCCGAGGUUCCUCCUUCAGAACAAUGUGAUUCUAGUCACAGUCAACUACAGGUUGGGCAUGCUAGGGUUUCUGUGUUUGGACACUUCUGAAUAUCCCGGCAAUGCAGGUAUGAAAGACCAGGUGGCGGCGCUGCGGUGGGUUCACCAGAAUAUCGCCAACUUCGGAGGUGAUCCGAACAACGUGACUUUAUUUGGCGAAAGCGCGGGCGCCGCGUCAGUCGCUUACCACCUAGUGUCGCCUAUGUCUAAUGGCCUAUUCCAUAAAGUCAUCUGCCAAAGUGGAGUAUGUACUGUAGAGUGGGCACGAGACAAGGGGGGCAGAGAAAGAGCGUUUCGGAUUGGAAAAUUAUUAGGAAAACACACACAAAGUGAAGCAGAACUCAUGGAGCAUUUAAACAGUAUUCCUGCUGUUGAUAUCGCCGCUAUGAGCUUGAAAAGUUCCACUAAAGAUGAAAGAUAUAGAGGUUUGCCUCUACAUUUUGUGCCUGUCGUUGAAAAAAAAAUUCAGGGCAACAAGGCAUUUCUAGACGAAGAUCCUUAUGACAUAUUAAAAUCGGGGAGAGUAAAAAACAUACCGGCGAUAAUCGGCUACAACUCCUCCGAAGGUCUGUUUAUGACGAUCAGAAAUUUGAAACGUCGCGAGUUUUACAACAAGUACCCAUCGUUUUUAGUACCCAGGGACAUGGCAGAGAAAGUAUCUACAGAAAAAAUGCAUGAAAUGGGUAAUAAAAUUAAGAAAUUCUACUUCGGAGAUGAAAUACAGGAAGACGAUGUUGAAAAUUUUUGUAAUUUGCUAUCAGAUCUGCAUUUCACGGUGCCAGCUCAAAGAUUUGCUAAUUUACUAUCACAAACUAAUCCUGUAUACAUGUACAGGUUCAAUUGUGAUACAGAACUGAACUUUAUAAAGACUUUACUAAAUGUGGCAGAGUAUAAGGGAGCUUGUCACGCCGACGACCUCUUCUAUAUAUUUGACAGCAAUUUAAACAAGGAUUUGUAUUUGGAAAACAAAGAGUUGAAGCACAUUGUCGAUAUGAUUGCUAAAUUGUGGACUGACUUCGCUAAGACUGGCAAUCCAACACCAGAAGAUUCGCUGUGGCCUCCAUACACAGAAAGUCAGUACCUCAGCAUAGACUCCACACUGUCGGUCCAGCGGCAGGCCGACGCGCGUAGGAUUCAGUUCUGGACGGACUUAGCGAGGGAUGUGCCGAAAAGCCGAUUGUAAAGGAAAUUAAUCUACGUAUUGAAGGGGGUUUGGGUCUAUAAUGUUGUUUUCAUAUAAUUUGUAACAAAUUAAAAUAUGAGAACUGGUGCUAAAAUAAGCGACUUGUGUAGCGACUCCGCUAGACAUAAUUGUUAUGUAGUUUAUAUUCUUAUAAAUUCUCUUUUGAUAUAAUGAAAUCGAAACCAAGCUUGCCCUGGUGAAACCGAAACUUAAAAGCUAGUGAGUAAAAAACGAAAAUAUGGUUCCAUCUUAUUUCCAUUAGAUGUCGCUACUAGUAAGUAUACGUUUUGAGGUUGGGUUGCACCAACUAACUUUAGCUAUA
Aricia agestis (brown argus) is the source of this 2055-nucleotide messenger RNA. RefSeq names its product para-nitrobenzyl esterase-like. NCBI's taxonomy places the organism in Eukaryota, Metazoa, Arthropoda, Insecta, Lepidoptera, Lycaenidae. The coding region runs from base 156 to 1733 and encodes 525 amino acids. The record is from RefSeq and is a predicted model, not a curated record. The transcript has 5 exons.